AAACCCUAAAUCCUGUACCGUACGAUUCCUUCUACUCCCUUCCUUUUAAGAUCCCAAAAACGCCCUACUCCAUCUCCUUCUCCUUCUCGGAAAGCUCUCGCAUUCCAGCAAAUCCGCCCUCUCCCUUCUCUCCAAUCCCUCGGAAAUCAUGUCUCAGAUGAGCAAAAAGCGAAAGUUCGUCGCGGAUGGGGUGUUCUUCGCGGAGCUGAACGAGGUGCUGACAAGGGAGCUGGCCGAGGACGGGUACUCGGGCGUGGAGGUGAGAGUCACCCCCAUGCGUACCGAAAUCAUCAUCCGUGCCACUCGUACCCAGAACGUCCUUGGGGAGAAAGGCAGACGAAUUAGGGAAUUGACAUCGGUGGUCCAGAAGAGGUUCAAUUUCCCAGAGAACAGUGUUGAGCUUUACGCAGAGAAGGUGAACAACAGGGGGCUUUGUGCCAUUGCUCAGGCUGAGUCGCUGCGGUACAAGCUUCUUGGCGGGCUUGCUGUUCGUAGGGCCUGCUAUGGUGUUCUGAGAUUCAUCAUGGAGAGUGGAGCUAAGGGAUGCGAGGUGAUUGUCAGUGGAAAACUUAGGGCGCAACGUGCGAAGUCCAUGAAGUUCAAGGAUGGAUACAUGAUUUCUUCUGGCCAGCCUGUCAAUGAAUACAUCGACUCGGCAGUGCGGCACGUUCUCCUACGUCAGGGUGUCCUGGGGAUCAAGGUGAAGAUCAUGUUGGACUGGGACCCAAAGGGAAAGCAAGGACCAACAACGCCUCUGCCCGAUCUGGUCACCAUCCACUCCCCAAAGGAAGAAGAGGAGUUCAUGAGGCCGUCGAUGCUGGCAACCGACAUCGAGGUGGCUGCUGCUUGAAAACACGGUCGGGUUUGCCUCGCCACCCAUUUCUACUACAAUCAAGAAUACUAAAUGCCUUUACUUUCCUUUUCUUGUUACUAGUGAUAUUUUCGGCUCUAGGCAAGCAGGUGCUGUUUUUUUCCGUUUACUGUCUUUUUAUCAAACAAAUUUGAGAGGAUUUUUUGCGUUUGAUAUUUGCAUUUUGAACAGUCUCGAUUCUUUCCUGUCGUUGGUUUAUUGUUGGUUUAUUGCCACUCUGCCCAUGGGUUAAGAUGGUGAAUCUAGACCUUUGACCUUGUGUCGGCAUUUGAUCUGAUUGAUUGGUGGUCUUCUUUAAUGUAGAGCAUGACUUUUUUUAUUCU
This is a messenger RNA of Magnolia sinica, 1194 nucleotides long. Its product is annotated as small ribosomal subunit protein uS3y. Gene Ontology annotation, cellular component: nucleus; cytosolic small ribosomal subunit. The coding region runs from base 149 to 850 and encodes 233 amino acids. The record is from RefSeq and is a predicted model, not a curated record. The transcript is spliced from 6 exons. Gene Ontology annotation, biological process: translation. NCBI's taxonomy places the organism in Eukaryota, Viridiplantae, Streptophyta, Magnoliopsida, Magnoliales, Magnoliaceae. Gene Ontology annotation, molecular function: structural constituent of ribosome; RNA binding.